Lipotes vexillifer (Yangtze River dolphin) is the source of this 720-nucleotide messenger RNA. RefSeq names its product plasminogen receptor with a C-terminal lysine (gene PLGRKT). NCBI's taxonomy places the organism in Eukaryota, Metazoa, Chordata, Mammalia, Artiodactyla, Lipotidae. Bases 1 to 444 code for a protein of 147 amino acids. Gene Ontology annotation, biological process: positive regulation of plasminogen activation. The transcript has 4 exons. The record is from RefSeq and is a predicted model, not a curated record. Gene Ontology annotation, cellular component: plasma membrane.
AUGGGGUUUAUAUUUUCAAAAUCUAUGAAUGAGAACAUGAAGAGCCAGCAGGAGUUCAUGCUUAUGAAUGCCCGACUUCAGCUGGAAAGGCAGCUAAUGAUGCAGAAUGAAAUGAGAGAAAGACAAAUGGCUAUGCAGAUUGCUUGGUCUCGGGAAUUCCUCAAAUACUUUGGAACUUUUUUUGGCAUUGCAGCCGUCUCUUUAACAGCUGGAGCAAUUAAAAAGAAGAAGCCUGCCUUCCUCUUCCCUAUCGUUCCAUUAGGCUUUGUCCUUACCUACCAGUAUGACAUGGGCUACGGGACCCUUAUACAAAGAAUGAAAGGUGAAGCCGAGAACAUACUGGAAACAGAAAAGAGUAAGUUGCAGCUGCCAAAAGGAAUGAUCACUUUUGAAAACCUUGAAAAAGCAAGAAGGGAACAGAGUAAAUUCUUCAUAGACAAAUGAAAUCAUGUUUACCCACCAAAUCUCAAAAUACAGAAUUGUUGACUUGAAUCAUGGCCUUUACAAUUUUUUAAAUGCUUGAGAUUUUGAUAUAAUGGUUUUCAUUUUAAAAUAAUAAAAUUUAAGAUGAACUUUGUUAAAUUAUUUUAAAAUAAAAUGUAUAACAUUCAACACAAAAUCAUGGAGGUACUCUUUCAGAUUUCCUCUAUAUGUGUGUGUAUCACAAACAUCUAAAUGUAAAAUUAAUAAACUAUAUUUUUUGAACUUCUGGAAGCAAAA